AUCUAGGAGAUGGCUUGAUAUGCCUGGUGUUGUUUAUUAGCAAACUCUGACAGAAGAACAGGUGAUUUUCAUGGUGACAAGAGAUCUGAUGGAACCCCAAACUCAGGGGCAGCCGAGAAUGGCCGAAGUAGCUAGCAUAAUUGGCGUGUUGCGUUCCUUGGCGGUGUUUUUUCUGACCAUGGACAUUCAUUUCACAGGUGUGGAGGGUAUAACAGCACAGGAGGUGGCCCAGCAUCUGGAGAUGGGGAAGAAACUGUUAGCCGCAGGACAGCUGGCAGAUGCCCUCAGCCACUACCAUGCUGCCGUGGAUGGAGACCCAUCAAACUACAUGACAUAUUUCAAGCGUGCCACAGUGUUUCUGGCCUUGGGGAAGUCACGUUCUGCGCUGCCCGACCUUGACAAAGUAGUGGAACUGAAACCAGACUUCACAGCUGCCCGUAUCCAGAGAGCAAAUGUGUUACUGAAGCAAGGAAAGCUUGACGAGGCUGAGAAAGAUUACAAGACUGUGAUUGAGAAGGACCCUGAAAAUGCUGAGGUCAAAGGUCACCUGGCUGAAAUUCGUCCAAUGAAAGAAGAGAUACAGACGGCUCAUUACUAUUACGACCGUGGGGACUACGAGGCUGCAAUCAGUAUUUUGUCCAGACUUGUGGAGAUUUGUCCUUGGAAUGCAGAACUACGUGAACUGCGUGCAGAUUGCUACAUCGCCAUGGGUGAAUACAUUAAAGCUAUCGGAGAUGUUAGGUCAACGACAAAGCUACGAAACGACAACACAGCAGCCUAUUACAAAGUCAGUAAACUUCACUACGACAUAGGAGAGGCAGACGAAUCUUUGAUGGAAAUUCGUGAAUGUUUAAAACUGGACCCAGACCACAAGCAGUGCUUUCCACAUUAUAAAAAAGUGAAGAAGUUAGUAAAACAGUUACAGUCUGCUAGAGAACUCUCCAAUGAACAGAGAUUCGAAGAGUGUAUAGACAAAGCCAACCAAAUUUUAAAAACCGAGCCAGAAGUGUUCCCGUAUGUUCUUCGAGCCAAGUCACAUAUAUGCCACUGUCAAUCUAAGAUUGGACAUGUACGUGACGCUGUGAACGCCUGUAACGAAGUGCUACAUAUGGAUCCAGACAAUGUAGAUGCCCUCUGUGAUAGGGCCGAGGCAUUUAUAGCUGAUGAGCAGUAUGAACAAGGUGUUAAUGAUUACCAAAAAGCUCAGGGAAUAGACGGGGAGUCCCGGAAGGUACACGAAGGUUUAAAAAAGGCACAGAAGCUGCUCAAACAGUCUUUAAAAAGAGACUAUUAUAAAAUAUUAGGUGUCAAAAGAAAUGCUAGGAAAAAAGAAAUUAUUAAAGCAUAUAGAAAAUUAGCAGUACAGUGGCAUCCUGACAAGUUUGAAGGUGAUGAUAAGAAAAAAGCGGAGAAGAUGUUCAUAGAUAUAGCAUCCGCAAAAGAAGUCCUAACAGAUCCAGAAAAACGUCAGAAGUUUGACAAUGGUGAAGACCCCUUAGACCCCGAACAGCAACAAGGGGGCCAAGGGGGACCUUUCUGGCAACAGGGAUUUAAUCCAUUUGGCGCUGGGGGUGGGGGAUUCCAAUUUAAGUUUAACUUUAAUUAAGGACACAUUAAAUACAUAUUUUAUAAAGUCUGUCACAUUAUGAGUUUAUUUGUCAUGGUUUUGUUUAAUCUAGAGCCCUUUUCUCACAAAUAGGUAAAGAGAACCCAACCCACUUUCACAAAACAUUGCGAAUCAGUUUUUGUAACUUUCCUCAAAAAUCAUGACACCAUGUGAGGCUGUAAUAUGUGAGUCAUUUACGGAAAGGGCUAGAGAAACGUAAGUAACAAAGUUUUUUGAAAGAGGACCCUGGGGUCUGUUUCUCAACGGCAUUGUAAUGUAACGUCAGUCGCAUGUAGGACAUCACUGUGUGGCAUCAUGGGAAGGGGUGAUUUUACGCACUCUUUGAGAAGCAGCCAUCAAAGAUCCGCCCUGACUGUGAUUAAAAAUGUUUAUAGACAGCAUAUAAUGAGAUAGUUCUGUAUAAGCUGAUAAUUAGGGUUAACUGAAUUUCUGGAAUAGGACAUAAGGUUAGUUUAUUUGUUUAUUUAUUUUGUGUUAGCAAACAUUUUUAUCUUCAGUUAAUGAAAGGCUGUUCCAUAAUGCCUGAAGGUUUUUUUUUUUUUUAACGUCCCUUUUUUGUUUUGUUUUUUUAAUACAGAGAUGAAUCCAAGCACUAUGGACAUUUUUGAUAGGGUUGUUCGUUUUGAUUGAGUCAUUCUUUGUUACUCGGUUUAACCUGGAAAGAAACUUAGAAGAAGAAAAACUCCCUCAGCAGAUUUGCAUUGCUUGGAACAAAGUUUUUGUACUAAUUCAUGUUGUUGACCUCAUUACAUUGUACCCAACAUUGAGAUAAAGGCAUGUUAGAAUUUGUAGUAAAUUCACCUGCUUCUCCUCAGCAAGGCCACCAUUCCAGUGAACUGUAUUUCACUUAGAGUUUGGUAUGUUAAUAUACACUGCCAUGAGCACAUAAUGUGUUUCAUACAAUACUUUUGAUAACAACACUAAUUUUGUUCUGAUAAGAAAUUAAUCAAGCCUCACAAAAAACUGUUAAGUGGCUGUAAAAGGUGGAUGAACCAAUCAGAAUUGAGGAAAACGCCUCGCUUGAGAAAGGCUUAACUUCGGUGAAAUACGGUAAAUCACUGGUCUACAGAAAACAGAAUUGUUGAGAAUUGAUAGUUUGUAGGAUUCGUGGCUCAAGAAUUGUUGCAGAGAUCUUUGUAGAGUUUCAGGGAAAAGCAGACGCUGAAUCUCAGCAAAACGAAGACGUCAAUAAUGUAUAAUACAGUAAGUAUAAAAUAAAACUUUGAAGAAUUUCAGAUACUGUAACAUGUUUGGAUCAUAUUUAGGCCGAUCUGUUUUGCACAUUAAGUCCUGUUGUUCAUGGAAGGGGAUAUGGGUUUGCUGGUCUUCUAUUUUGCUCAAAAACAUUGAAUUUCGAACUGUAGGAUAAGCACUCAUCAAGAAGUGAUAUUUAUGAUUGGCCGAUAAAUAAUUUAAAGACACGUUUAGAAGUUCAGAUGGCCUGAUAUUUUCUUUCCGGAGAGUUUAGUUAUCACUGCUCUGAUUUUACUCUCUAUGCUGUAACUCAUUUUAUGAUAAUGUUAGCGCAUGAUCUUUAUCCUGCUAUUAAUGAAUAAGCCAUUUUUUUAUAACCCAAGACUUGAGUCUCAGACACCGUUUUUUGUGAGUAAAUGGAAAUAGUGAAACUUUAUACGAGCUAAAAAAAUUCUAAAAAUCAAUUUAGUCUUUCGUCAGUUUGAAAUAUUUUUGAAUGCUAAAUUCUGAAAUUCAGAAUGUUGAUUUUCAAGCAUGUAAUAGUGCUGCGUGAAAAGAAAUUUAUACCAGCUAAAAAGUCCAAAAAAUCAGUUUAGACUUUCGUCAUUUUGAAAAUAUUUUUCAACACUAAUUUUAGACUUGAUUUGCAAACAUGUAAUAGUGUUGUGUGAAAAGAAAUCAGAUGCCUUGUGACCGUAAACGAAUCACAACACUAAUUUUGCAGACAACACAAAUUCUUUGACUGGUUUCCCAAAAUUCGACUGAUCUCUUACUUUAUAACAAGGAAACACUCUCUAUUUGGGUUUCAUUAAUUUAUUGUAAAAUAAUAUCCGUCUUUAACGGAGAUUUAAAUUAUGACUAUGGUAUGGAACGGCUUAGUGGACCUGUUAUUGCACAUUCUGUAAGAGGUUUAGUUUGAUAUUUAAUAUUUAUACAUGAAAUGAUAGAACGUAUUAAAUGGUGUGAAAAGGCUGUAUACACAGUGCAGUUUUGGGGUUUGAUGCGGUUAUUGAGUAGAAGAAGUAGGAUUUGACAGAAACAGUGCUUAGGAUCAAGUAAAAUUGAGCUCAAAUGUGUAGUAAGGUUCAUCAGACAGGCCACUGAAAACGAUGCCUAAAAUUUAUCUUUUUAGAUGUUAAAGAGUGUUAAAGACAUUGAAGUGUUUGAAUUCUGUGGUGGGCCUUACUCCUUUAAUACUGGCCUGACUGACAGUGUUUAGGAACUCUGAUGUCACAUGGCAUAUUUCCUUAUGUUCACCAGAAGGAAGGAUUAUUUUAGAACAUUCUUUCAGAGAUUUUUUUACGCAUAUGGAUAAAAUAUCUGCGCGAUCUUCGCCAAGACAGCGGUACCAAUACCAAGUUUUGGCUUUAAUUGCUGCUUGUAUAUUGUGUACACCUAUCUUAUAAUCCGGGUGUCAGUAGUUCCUUCCCAAUAUCAAUGCCAUUUUGUGGGUUAAUUUGCUAUAUUAGAGAGACAGAGCUACCGCUGUAAUUCUGAUAUCAAUACUGUGUUCGAGAUUUAAACCAUUCAGAACGGGCUGCUGACAGAAAAUAUCAGGAUAUGUUUUACAGAUUUUUGUUUUGCCCUGGGUUUAGUCCAGAUAUCAGUGUCAUUGUUUCAUUUUGCUGGGAGUAAGCCAAUCCCGUGUUUGUACGUGCAGUAGCCAAUUCCGCGUCAUUUUUCAUUUUCCAUCUGUUAUAUUUGUACAUCUCAUCAUGUACCCAAACACAAAUGUUUGUACAUAAUAAAUUGUUAUCAUUUAGUAACAAAACAGGUAAAUUGUUAUCAUUUGGUAACAAAACAGAAGCUAACUGUCUGUUGUGUUCUGUGGUUGUUAACGCUAUUGACAUCCACCACAUUGUAACCCUCUUCAGAUGUGUUGGCUUAACGGAUCAACUUGUCAGCUGUUUCCAGGGA
Messenger RNA from Liolophura sinensis, 4738 nucleotides. RefSeq names its product dnaJ homolog subfamily C member 3-like. Gene Ontology annotation, molecular function: misfolded protein binding; protein-folding chaperone binding. The transcript is spliced from 11 exons. Gene Ontology annotation, biological process: protein folding in endoplasmic reticulum. Lineage: Eukaryota; Metazoa; Mollusca; Polyplacophora; Chitonida; Chitonidae. Bases 71 to 1606 code for a protein of 511 amino acids. The record is from RefSeq and is a predicted model, not a curated record. Gene Ontology annotation, cellular component: endoplasmic reticulum.